GUCGCGAGACUGUAUCAGGUGCUUGAAGCGUGACGAGGACAUGGCUUCAGCGCCCGGCGAUGGACGACGAUGAUUUCUUCAGCGACGAUGAUCUGGACGGUAUUCCAGAUGCCACUCUGCAGCAGCUCGAGCAAGCCGCUGUCCAGAGGAACACCCAGGCGACCAGAAGCACAUCUGUCGUGUCAGCACCGCCGCCACCACUGCGGAAGCAGGCGCAUACCGCUGCAACUCUCAAUCGUCCUGGCAGUGUGAGCAAGAACCUGCCAUGGCGGCCUCCACAGCCCUCGCGGCCAAGUCAGCCAAAGGUCGCCAGUGCGCCGCCAGCAAGCGCUCCACGCCCACCUUCUUCAGACUAUGGCUACGAUGAUGAGGAUGUAAUAGAUCUCGAUGAGCCAUCUAUGGUCAUACACCCGGCUUCACGGCCGGGGCCGAGCAGAUCGGCAUAUAAACCACAGAACCCCACUGUCCGAUAUGGUGCGAAGCAACCAGCAGAGCUUGAUGCUGAAACAGCUGCAGCUUUUGCGGCUGCAGACCAAGAGCUGGGUGGCAGUCAGUGGAGCUUGGUUCCGAAACCACAGCCCGCACAGUCUGCGCAGCAGGCAGGACCUUCAAUUGACUUAUCUGCUAUGCAGGCGCGUAUCGCAGAGCUUGAGGCAGAGCAAGCCAGGCUGAGACAGUCGGAACAUCAGGCUAAAGAGGCAGCUCGUGUCAAGCAAGGUGAACUUGCCAUAGUGCGUGGCAACCAAGAGAAGAUCACGAAACAGUAUGAAGCACGGAUAUCUGUCAUGCAGAGACUUCAUGCCGAGGAAGCAGCAAAGACAAAGGCCGAGCUUGAGAUGCAAAGAAAGGAGCGCGAGAAGAUGCAGACGGAUAACAAGUUCUUGCAGCACGACCUGGCGCGUGAAGCUGAGCGUGCGAACAGAGUCAAUGGUCCUAACCGACCCAAAAGCACUCUGCAAGGAACACCACGAAAAAGCCGAAGAGGUGCUCGUGGAGAUGGCUUUGAUGAUGACGAAGUCCGCAUGGCAAGCCCAAGCAGGAGCUUCAACCGAGAUAAGUCUCGAGGUGAUCAAACGCCAAAGACCGGUGCAAAGCGUAAGAGGCCUGCACAUGAUAGUCCUGUGGCUUUAUCUUUCACGCAGCCGCCGCAAGCCCUUCGCACGGAGAGCACAGAACAAACGACCGCAUCGACUGUCCCUGAACCCGUCGUAAUCAAAGAUACCAGGUACGAGCUCAUGCAACUCAUCUUGAACCACAGCCCUCACGAGGGACACGAGGCAACUGUGGAAUCUCUAGCUAAGUACAGCUUCCCUUCGAAGCCUGGGAAGACCCUCUCUUCCAUCUUCAUUCACGACAUCUCCUAUCGUUCAGCUUCAGGUGAUGACGAUUUGCCACUCAUUGUAUCGAGAGCUCUACUCAAACUCUGGUCAGAAUGUCUCGAGGACAAGUACUUUGCCCCCUUCUACAUGAUUCUGG
Molecule: messenger RNA, 1476 nt
Organism: Sphaerulina musiva SO2202
Lineage: Eukaryota; Fungi; Ascomycota; Dothideomycetes; Mycosphaerellales; Mycosphaerellaceae
Exons: 1
Source: RefSeq, a predicted model, not a curated record